UAGCCCAGCAUACAAAACAACAACAACAAAUUUAACGACGACGGGAGUAAAUAGUAAAUAAAAAGUGUUACAAGACAUGUUGAAAGAUGUGGUCAACCAUCUCAAAUGUAUAUAGAACUUCAAUACCUCUAUGCCAUGCAUGUAGGCACCAAGCCCAUUUUAACAGACAUUAUGUUGCAAUUCACACACAGCGGUCAAACAAGUUCGCGUGUUGGUUAAAACUGGAAUCAGCUACUGCAUAUUUCAAAUUCAUUAGUGAACAGACUUGGAAGUCAGGGAAGUUGGAUGUGGCCAUUAGAAGUCAAGGUCAUCUGAAUGGAAUGGAAAUUGUUGAAAGGCAAGAUUCCACAGGAAGACAAACUGACACACCAAAUACCAAAGAAACAUGUAUUCAAUCAAAAACUGCAUUUGAAAAUAAAGAUCAAAAGUUCAUCUGUGCAUUACACAGGGCACGUUAUGAACAUAUUUCAAAGUUACACAGUCAGACAUGUAACAUAAUAAAUACUUGGUUGUUUGACAAAUCUGACUUGAAAAUGGUGGAGGAAGAAAACAGGAAGGUGAAUAUACUUAAAUGUUUGACAGCUUUUCAGAGAAGAAAGUGUACGUUUAGGGUCAGCAGUAUUAAGCCAUGCAAAUACAAUCUUUUUAAUGGACUUAUUCCAGUGAGUGGGAAACUUCUUAACAGAAAAACAAAAUAUUGCUACGCAACUGAGUGCUCAUUUCAUACGUCAGCAGAGAAAUGGUGUUCACACGGUGAUCAGGGAGGCAGUAUUAGACAGCAGCCUCCCUGGAGAAUACUGUUCUUUGGUACUGAUGACAUUGCGCUUCCCACCUUGAAAGAUUUAUAUAUUGAAAUGAUCAGUAGAGGAACUUUAGUAGAAUCCUUGGAGGUUGUCACGGUGAAGGAACAGCGAGCAGUCCGUGCCUUUGCAGAGAGAGUACAUUUGAAGAUACAUGAAUGGCCAGUUGCCAUAGAGACAGAGAAAUAUGAUGUUGGCGUCCUUGUGUCAUUUGGUCACCUCAUACCUGAUGCUGUGAUACACAUGUUUCCAUAUGGAAUUCUCAACAUGCACCCUAGUCUGUUGCCCAGAUGGCGUGGAGCUUCACCUGUGAUUCACACAGUUCUAAAUGGAGAUGAUGUGACAGGGGUUUCUGUGAUGGAGAUUCGACCGAAACAUUUCGAUAUUGGACCCAUCCUACUCCAGAGAAAGUGCCAAGUCCCACACCGAUGUACGUCCUUCCAGCUAGCAGAUAUUCUAGGACGCUUUGGAGCCAGUAUGAUGUUAGAGUGUUUAAAAGAUCUUCUGACCCUCGAAAGAUUGGAACAUGAGCAGGACAGGAGUGGUAUAACAUAUGCACACAAACUUAAGCAUAAGAAUGCCAACAUAGACUGGGAAAAUAGUACUGCAGAGGAAAUAGAUUGUCAGUAUAGAGCCAUCUCAGAACUGAUACCUUUGAAAACAGAGAUGAAUGAGCAUACAUUAAAACUGUUUGAUGUGGUUGACCCUUGUCUUUUACAAGAAAUAGACAGAAGGGAUGUCCGUGGUUACCAUGGAGACAUAAUCAGUGCUGAACCGGGGACUGUUGUUUAUCAUAAACAUUUGAAAUGUAUUGUAGUCAAAUGCAAGAGUAGAUUAAUUGGAUUCAGGAAGGCUGUGUUUCGAAGAAGACUGACUGGUUUAGAUUUCUUCAAUGGUUACAUUAAUAAGAAUAUGUGCACGAAAUUUACGAGCCUUGACAAUGAUUUGAAUAAGUAUAUAAAAGUAGAGAAGAUUCCUGUGAAAUCAAAGGCUUAACAUAGACUGUGCUUUUACAGACUCUGUUUAUUGCUAAAUUCAUGUCUGUUAAAUUUGUAAUUGAAGCUGCUCACAAGCAAAAAAAAAUGUGAUUUCGUCUUUUGAGUUUUAUUAGCUCACCAGAGCACAAAGUGCUUAAGGUGAGCUAUUGUGACUGGUCAUUGUCCGGCGUCCGGCGUGUGUCGUGCAUUGUACUUCGUCUGUCAUGCGUCGUCCAUCAACAUUUGCCUUGUGAACACUCUAGAGGCCACAUUUAUGACCCAAUCUUUAUUAAACUUGUUCAGAAUGUUUGUCUUGAUGAUCUCUAGUUCAAGUUCGAAACUGGGUUAUGUGCAGUCAAAAACUAGGUAAGUAGGCUAGAUCGAAGAAAAAGCUUGUGAACACUCUAGAGGCCACAGUUGUGACUCAAUCUUGAUGAAAUUUUGUCAGAAUGUGCGAUCAAAAAGUAGGUCAGUAGACCAGAUCAGAGGUAAAACUUGUGAACACUCUAGAGGCCACAGUUGUGACCCAAUAUUUAUGAAGCUUUGUCAGAAUGUUUGUGUUGAUGAAUUCUAGGUCAAAUUCGAAUCUGGUUCAUGUGGGGUAGAAACUGGAUCAGUAGGCCAGAUCAAAGGAAAAGGUUGUGAACACUCUUUAAGAGGUCACAGUUUUGACUCAGUCUUUAUGAAACUUGGUCAGAAUGUUUGUCUUGAUGAUCUCUAGGUCCAGUUUUAAUCUGGGUCAUUUGGGUCAAUAAUUAGGUCACAUGGUCAAAUCAAAGGAAAAGUUUGAGAACACUCCAAAGGCAACAGUUGUGACUCGAUCUAUAUGAAACUUGGUCAGAAUGUUUGUCUUGACGAUAUUUAAGUUAAAUUCGUAACUGCGUCAUUUGGGGUCAAAAACUAGGUCAGUAGGCCAGAUAAACUCUGGUGAGCGAUAUACGGCCAUUAUGGCCAUCUUGUUUAUUGUAUUUUUUAGUAAGUUGAGAAGAGUUGCAUGGGAUAUCAAACUUCACAAAAUUUAUAUUGAUAAAAUAAAGUAAAGAAAACUCUUA
Molecule: messenger RNA, 2829 nt
Organism: Mercenaria mercenaria
Lineage: Eukaryota; Metazoa; Mollusca; Bivalvia; Venerida; Veneridae
Product: methionyl-tRNA formyltransferase, mitochondrial-like
Exons: 11
Coding region: 87-1796 (569 amino acids)
Biological process (GO): biosynthetic process; conversion of methionyl-tRNA to N-formyl-methionyl-tRNA
Cellular component (GO): mitochondrion
Molecular function (GO): methionyl-tRNA formyltransferase activity
Source: RefSeq, a predicted model, not a curated record